Molecule: messenger RNA, 1215 nt
Organism: Cavia porcellus (domestic guinea pig)
Lineage: Eukaryota; Metazoa; Chordata; Mammalia; Rodentia; Caviidae
Gene: Tfb1m
Product: transcription factor B1, mitochondrial
Exons: 8
Coding region: 77-1009 (310 amino acids)
Biological process (GO): transcription initiation at mitochondrial promoter; rRNA methylation
Cellular component (GO): mitochondrial matrix
Molecular function (GO): mitochondrial transcription factor activity; rRNA (adenine-N6,N6-)-dimethyltransferase activity
Source: RefSeq, a predicted model, not a curated record
UGAGGCUCCUCCCCUGCCGGGUGGUUUUGAACCUCCGUGUAAGGGCCUGGUGAGGCCGGCAGCCUCCACGGGCUUCAUGGCGGCGUCCAGGAAACUCAGCGCUCUUCGACUCCCGCCGUUGCCCACCAUUCGAGAAAUCAUUAAGUUAUUCAAACUACAAGCAGUGAAGCAGCUGUCCCAGAAUUUUCUCCUGGAUUUGAGGCUGACAGAUAAAAUUGUUAGGAAAGCUGGAAAUCUGACAAAUGCUUACGUUUAUGAAGUGGGCCCUGGGCCAGGAGGCAUCACAAGAUCCAUUCUCAAUGCUAAUGUUGCUGAACUUCUGGUGGUUGAAAAGGACAGUCGAUUUAUUCCUGGAUUACAGAUGCUUUCUGAUGCAGCACCUGGAAAACUAAAAAUUGUUCAUGGAGAUGUGUUGACAUUUAAGGUAGAAAAAUCUUUUCCAAAAAGUCUUAAAAGAUCCUGGGAGGAUGAUCCUCCAAAUGUGCACAUUAUUGGAAAUCUGCCUUUCAGUGUGUCAACUCCACUGAUUAUCAAGUGGCUUGAAAACAUUUCUAAUCAAAAUGGACCUUUCACUUACGGCAGAACUCAGAUGACUUUGACUUUUCAAAAAGAAGUGGCUGAGAGACUCGUAGCUACUACAGGAAGCAAACAGCGCAGUCGCCUUUCUGUUAUGGCUCAAUACCUCUGCACCGUCAACCACAGCUUUACUAUCCCAGGUCAAGCUUUUGUCCCCAAACCACAGGUGGAUGUGGGUGUGGUGCACUUCAUGCCUUUGAUAGAGCCCAAGAUAGAGCAACCAUUCAAGUUGGUGGAAAAAGUCGUUCAGAAUGCAUUUCAAUUCCGAAGAAAAUAUUGUCACCGGGGGCUAGGGCCUGCCUUUCCAUGGCAUUUAGCAGUAGCCUUCAGUGUAUUUUUGAUCAUAUCUCAUAAGGAUGCCUCUGAAAGAGAACUGCUUCAGAAAGUGGCAAAAAUGGCAUACAUUUGUUCAAAGCAAGCGGAAAUAUUUUGAGAGCAUGUUAUUCCCCGAAGCUCAGCGCCUAGAAAGCACGGAGAAGCUGCUACAGUUAGCAGACAUAGAUCCCACUCUUCGGCCCACCCAGCUCUCGCUUUUGCACUUUAGGAGCCUCUGUGACAUAUACAGAAAAAUGUGUGAUGAAGACCCACAGCUUUUUGGUUACAACUUCAGAGAAGAACUGAAGCAAAGAAAGGACAAAA